AUCGCAGUAAGAUGGCGCUGUCUGGAGGGACGGACAGAGUUUCUCACAGUAUGGAUAAGAGCAUAACACUCCCCCCUGACGAAAUCUUCCGCAAUUUGGAGAACGCCAAGAGGUUCGCUAUAGAUAUAGGUGGCUCUUUGACAAAGCUGGCCUAUUACUCUACUGUUCAACACAAAGUUGCCAAAGUCAGGUCGUUUGAUCACUCGGCCAAUGUGAGCUUGCAGGAGACAGAUGGAGACCAUCUUUAUGAGAUAUCCGUACAGGAGGAGAUCACCGCUCGACUCCACUUUAUCAAGUUUGAGAAUGCGUACAUCGAAACCUGCCUUGAUUUCAUUAAGGACCACCUGGUCAACACAGAAACCAAAGUCAUCAAAGCUACUGGUGGAGGGGCGUACAAGUUCAAGGACCUUAUAGAGAAAAAGUUAAAGCUUAAAGUGGACAAAGAGGAUGAGAUGACUUGUCUGAUUAAGGGCUGUAACUUUGUGCUGAAGAACAUCCCCCAUGAGGCUUUUGUAUAUGCCAAACAUGCCGACUCUGAAUUCCGCUUCCAGAAUACACACCCAGACAUCUUCCCCUAUCUGCUUGUUAAUAUUGGCUCCGGAGUCUCCAUAAUAAAGGUGGAAUCAGAGGACAGGUUUGAGCGGAUUGGUGGAAGUUCUAUAGGUGGUGGGACUUUUUGGGGUCUUGGAGCUUUACUCACCAAAACUAAGAGGUUUGAUGAGCUGUUGAACUUGGCUUCUAAAGGACAUCACACAAAUGUGGAUAUGCUUGUUAAAGACAUCUAUGGAGGUGCUUACGGUUCCCUGGGCUUAACUGGAGACCUCAUUGCAAGCAGUUUUGGAAAGUCAGCCACCACAAAUAAAGAGUUCUCUAAAGAGGACAUGGCGAAGAGUCUACUGCACAUGAUCAGCAAUGACAUCGGACAGCUGGCCUGCCUUUAUGCCAAACUGCAUAACCUGAACAGAGUUUAUUUCGGAGGAUUCUUCAUUCGAGGACACCCUGUCACCAUGCACACCAUCACCUAUAGCAUCAACUUCUUUACUAAGGGUGAGGUCCAGGCUUUGUUUUUGAGACAUGAAGGCUAUCUGGGUGCUAUUGGGGCCUUUUUAAAGGGUGCAGAGGAGGACAACCCUAACCAGUAUAGUUGGGGUGAGAACUAUGCAGGUAGCUCUGGUCUCAUGAGUGUGUCUCCAGAAAUGAAUCCUGUCCAGCGGGCCCGUAGCGGAACUUUUGAUAUGUUGGAGAUGGAUCGACUGGAGAGGCAGCUGGUGAAUCUGCCUCUGCUGCAGGAUCCGUCCUCUUAUAUUCCAGACACAGUGGAUCUGAGUGAGGACGCUUUGGCCCGAGAGUACUGGCUCUACUGCUUUGAGGAAGCAUUGGAUGGGGUUGUAAAGCGAGCUGUGGCCAGCCAGAGAGAUCAGCCCGAGGCUGUCGAGAGGGCAGAGAAGUUUCGGCAGAAGUACUGUCACAAACUCCAAACUCUGCGGCACCAGCCUUUUGCUUAUGGAUCCCUCACCGUCCGAAGUCUUUUAGAUACAAGAGAGCACUGUUUAAACGAGUUCAACUUUCCUGACCCCUACUCUAAGAUCAAGCAAAAAGAGAAUGAUAUGGCUCUGAAAUACUAUCAGAAGGUGGUGAGGUCGGUGGAAGAGCUGAACUGGGAGCAGAGACAGUUCACACUGGUCAAAGGUCUUCUGGCCGGCAAUGUUUUCGACUGGGGAGCCAAAGCUGUGUCAGACGUGCUUGAAUCAGAUCCAGAGUUUGGGUUUGAACAAGCAAAACAACAGCUACAAGAGCGACCUUGGCUUGUGGAUGCCUAUAACCAAUGGAUUGAGAGGUUAAAGGGCCCUCCUCAUAAAUGUGCAUUAUUUUUCGUAGAUAAUAGUGGAAUAGACAUUAUACUCGGAGUUUUCCCUUUCGUUCGAGAACUCCUCAUUCGGGGCACAGAGGUGAUACUGGCCAGCAACUCGGGCCCCGCCCUGAAUGAUGUCACGAACAGUGAAUUGCUUAUCUUAACGGAGAGAAUAGCAGCGAUGGACUCUGUCAUUCAUGAUGCGCUCAAAGAAGACAGGCUGGCUUUGGUGCAGAAUGGUUCUAGCUCCCCUUGUUUAGACCUCAGUCGCUUGGACAAAGUCCUGGCCACGGUUGUAAGGGAACGUGGCACAGAUCUGGUGAUCAUCGAAGGCAUGGGCAGGGCCAUCCACACCAACUACUACGCCAUGCUCAGCUGCGAGAGCCUCAAACUCGCUGUCAUCAAGAACUCCUGGCUGGCCGACCGUCUCGGAGGCAAGAUCUUCAGCGUUGUCUUCAAAUACGAGGUCCCUAAUAAAGCCCAAGGGCAUUAUUAGGAGCGUAAAGAGGUUUUUAGAGGUAACAGCGCAAGCUCUGAAAUGCAAAGAUGCGAUAAUUGGUCCUCUGUGUUUCUUCAUGAGAUUGACAUGAUGAUUGUAUGCUUUUCUUUGAAAUUUUUAAAAUCAAAAUCAAUACUAAGGGGGCGGUCGUGUGUGCCUGCUCUGAAAUUGAAUGUGUGCGUGUGCCCGUGGCCUCCCUCAUAACAAUUGGAUGACAGCUGCGGGGGUUUUUUUUUCUUGCGAUGAGAUUGAAUUUUAUUAUUCUCAGGAUUCCGUUGCUGACUGAUGGUCCUCUGUAGAUUUCAGGAUGGAUUGCAAUGACAAAUAUAACAUUUAUGAAUGGUGUUGAAGUGUGAAGGUCUUGUAGUGGUUAAUCCACUGAGGCCAAAAGUAUGUCAAACAUACACGUACGUUUAGGAAGUGGUGGUUGAAAAAACAUUUCCAGUUUUUCCAGCAUGUUUCAAAUUGUUAUCUCGCUGCAUUUGUUGCUGCCACACUAAAGCAUAUCUCAUUUAACUUGCAUUGUAUUUUAAUGACUACCAUCUCUGUUCCCAUGCCAACAUUUGGUAGUGACAAUGAUUUUUUGGAUCUUUUGAUACAUCGCACUUCCACUGUGGAGACGUAAAGUUAAACACAUUAUGUAUUUGUGCCUUGAGCUUGUGGAGAACACAGUGGCAGUCCAACUGAAGUGGAGUAUAAAAACGCGUUCUUUCACAAAAUAGUUUUUCAAGAAACAAUUAAUGGAAUCUAUCUUUUGCCACCUAUCUGCAAUGUGAUACACGGACUUAAAGGUAUUUUAAAUUAGUUAGCAUCCACUAGAUGUCAGUGUUGUAUUGUAAUAAGACCCCCACAAAAAGUGUUUUGAUGAAGGCUCAUGUUAACAUGACGGACCUGUUUUUAUUUUAUUUGAGGUGUUAAUGUAACAGAAUUCUGAAAGGAGUCCACAGUGCCUGCUUCAGAUAUUGCACCGCUAAUACAUUUAUCUUCAAGUCUAAGCAGGUCUCGCUUUCUACUAUCUGUGGAAAUCUUUGUCAUCUAAAAUCCAUUUCAGGGUUGUACAGCACAGCAUUGCCACAGAAAAACCCAUUCAUUGUAUUUUCCUGUCACAGAGAAGAUAAUGUAUAACAUGAUCAUCUGUUUGUGGGCACUAACAGUGAAAGCACAGUAUUUUCAGGGCUAUAUUACACAUCACAUGUUCAUUUUGAUUGGUUGUUUGAUUCUGUCUUUUCUGAGUAUUUGUCUUGUGUGGCCCAGAUAAAACGUGUAUGAAAUUUCAUAGAUGUAACCUAUUAUUUUCAGUAUUGUAAGCACAGCGUGUACAUCAUUCUGACUAAAGGUGUUGGGAUUUGUAGUCUAAAAUGAAAUGGUGUGUCACACAGUUUGUUGGAAUUGGCCAUCGUGGAUAUAGCAGGCUGUUGAUAAUGCCUUGUGUGCUCUCUCAGACUAAAGCUGUUUGUACAGUCCUCCAUUAUUAUAGUCCAAAGUCUGACUUUACUUUACUAAAGCAUUCAUUUUUUUGUGAGAUUUUGUAAAAUGAAGUGUAAAUAUGAUGCAAGCAUGUACAUAAAAUGUACUCUUAAUUUGCAUAUCUUGACAUACUUGAGAUACUCAGUAUUUUAGAAAUGCUCACUUGACAAUGAUGUGUAAUUCUAUGUUAAAUAUAUUUUACAUUGUCUACACUCA
Messenger RNA from Triplophysa rosa, 4034 nucleotides. RefSeq names its product pantothenate kinase 4 (inactive) (gene pank4). Gene Ontology annotation, molecular function: ATP binding; pantothenate kinase activity. Lineage: Eukaryota; Metazoa; Chordata; Actinopteri; Cypriniformes; Nemacheilidae. The record is from RefSeq and is a predicted model, not a curated record. The transcript is spliced from 19 exons. Gene Ontology annotation, cellular component: cytosol; nucleus. Gene Ontology annotation, biological process: coenzyme A biosynthetic process. Bases 12 to 2348 code for a protein of 778 amino acids.